Onychostruthus taczanowskii (white-rumped snowfinch) is the source of this 1059-nucleotide messenger RNA. RefSeq names its product G-protein coupled receptor 183-like. Gene Ontology annotation, molecular function: oxysterol binding; G protein-coupled receptor activity. NCBI's taxonomy places the organism in Eukaryota, Metazoa, Chordata, Aves, Passeriformes, Passeridae. The record is from RefSeq and is a predicted model, not a curated record. The transcript has a single exon. Gene Ontology annotation, cellular component: membrane. Bases 1 to 1059 code for a protein of 352 amino acids. Gene Ontology annotation, biological process: G protein-coupled receptor signaling pathway.
AUGGCUCUUGUGGAGGAUGUGUUCCUGCCCACCAAUCUCACCUCCAGCAACCAGAGCAGCUGCAAUGUGCACAACCACCACUUCUCAACCAAAGUCACCUUCUCCCUUUUCUACAUCAUCCUGCUGGUGUUCGGUGCCUGUGGGAAUGUCCUGGCCCUCUGCAUCACCUUCCAGCGCAGGAAGAAGAAACUCAACUCCACCGACCUCUACCUGGUGAACCUGGCGCUCUCCGAUGCCCUCUUCACCCUGGCACUGCCAGGCAGGAUUGCCUACUACAUCCUGGAGUCUGACUGGCCCUUUGGGGACUGGUUCUGCCGGAUCACAGCUUUCAUUUUCUACAUGAACACCUAUGUGAGCAUCUACUUCAUGACCUGCGUGAGCGUGGACCGCUACGUUGCCGUGGUGCGCACAAGGCACCCCGGCAGGAUUCGGAAGAUGAGCCGUGCCAGGGGUAUCUGUGUCCUCAUCUGGUCCUUGGUGUUCCUGCAGACGGCUCCGCUGCUCCUGCGGCCCAUGACGCGAAGGAUGGGAGACAAGCUGACCUGCAUGGAGUACUUCAACUUUGAGGAGAUUCCCAAUCUGCCCUACCUGCUCCUGGUGGCCUGCAUGCUUGGCUUCUUCCUGCCUGUGGGCAUCAUCUUGGUGUGCUAUGUGAGGAUCAACCUCAAGCUCUGCCAGACCGCCAAGGAGAAUCCGCUGACGGUGAAGAACGGGCACCACCACCGGGCCUUCACUGUCAUCCUGGUGGUUCUGCUGGCUGUCCUGCUCUGCUUCAGUCCCUACCACCUCAACAUUGUCCAGUUCAUGGUCAGGAAGAUCCUCUACCAGCCAUCCUGCCGUGAGCAGCAAGCCUUCAAGAUGUCCCUGCAAGUCACUGUGGCGUUCAUGAACCUCAACUGCUGCAUCGACCCCAUCAUCUACUUCUUCGCCUUCCGGGGCUACAAGCGGAGGCUGCUCCGCAUCUUCAGGAACAGCGGCUCCCUGGCCACCUCCUCCACUGCCAAGACCGCCUCGGAGAGCAACAGCAACAGCCAGCCGCCCGGCUCCAGCUCCGUCUAG